AUGGCAUCCCAGAUCUCCAGGAUGUUUUUAUUGCUCCUUGUAAUGACAGUUAGUUUUGUGGUUUUCAUUCUAUCCCAGGAAUCUUUAUCAAAAAGUUGGACAAUUUUCUCAGGAAAACAUGAACUCGGAUGGGAAAACUUUUCGUUUAAUAUUAACCUCUGGGGACAGAAAGAAAAAACAGCUGUGGCUGAGACUCCAAUACCUCUCCUCUACAGAGGAAAUUUCACAAAGGCUCCUCAGUGGGAUUUUGAUGAUGUCUAUAACCAGGAUGCCCCACCUAGACCAACAACGUGUGCCCAAUCACUGCGAAACUCUAAGGAUGAGAACUUCAAGAAGGCUUUUCUUCCCAACAUACGUUUGUUUCUGCACAAGGACAACAUUAACAUGAGCGAGUGGAAUCGCCUUUCACAUUUUAACAAUCCUUUUGGGUUCAUGCAGUUCAAAUAUGAUGAAGUGAUGGCUUCAGUGAAGCUGAUUCCAAAGCCAAAAGAGCCACUGCUCCUCCCAAAACCAGGUGGCGAUGGCUGUAUUCACUGUGCUGUGGUGGGUACUGCAGGAAUUUUGAACGGCUCAAAAGUGGGUGCAGAGAUCGAUGCUCACGAUUACGUUUUUCGGCCAGGGACCUACUAUUCAGGGCAGUACAAUGAGAGCCGAUUCUACGUUCUACACCAGGACUUCCUCCGAUACGUGAAGAACAGCCGAGCAAAAAAUGUUGAUUCAACACAAACAAACCCAGUGACAGAACCGAAAUACUCUACACAUGAAGCCGUGGCUGAGACUCCAAUACCUCUCCUCCACCAAGGAAAUUUCACAAAGGCUCCUCAGUGGGAUUUUGAUGAUGUCUAUAACCAGGAUGCCCCACCUAGACCAACAACAUGUGCCCAAUCACUGCGAAACUCUCAGGAUGAGAACUUCAAGAAGGCUUUUCUUCCCAACAUACGUUUGUUUCUGCACAAGGACAACAUUAAUAUGAGCGAGUGGAAUCGCCUUUCACAUUUUAACAAUCCUUUUGGGUUUAUGGAGUACAAAUAUGAUGAUGUGAUGGCUUCAGUGAAGCUCAUUCCAAAGCCAAAAGAGCCACUGCUCCUCCCAAAACCAGGGGGCGAUGGCUGUGUUCACUGCGCUGUGGUGGGUACUGCGGGAAUUCUGAACGGCUCAAAAGUGGGUGCAGAGAUCGAUGCUCAUGAUUACAUUUUUCGGAUGAACGGUGCCAUUACCAAAGGUUUUGAGGAAGAUGUAGGAAAUAGAACAUCAGUGUACGUUCACACAGCGUACUCCAUCACUGCAUCACCUUCUGUUUUUGGGACAUAUGGAUACAAAUCUGCCCCUCAUGAUGAGGGAAUAAAAUAUGUGAUGAUUCCUGAGGGGAUAAGAGAUUUUCAAUGGCUCGAGGGUCUUCUCAAAGGGCAGCAGGUCUCUGGUGGCCAAUUUGACAAGGAAUGGCCAAGGGACUACUAUUCAGGGCAGUACAAUGAGAGCCGCUUCUACGUUCUGCACCAGGACUUCCUCCGAUACGUGAGGAACAGGUUCCUAAAGUCACCUAAUCUGAAUGAAACAUUCUGGCCAAUAGUCAGACCAACCAACGGAGCGUUCACUCUCUUCCUGGCUUUGCACACAUGUGAUACAGUGGAUGCAUAUGGGUUCAUGACUGAUGAAUACAUGAAAUACUCCAACUACUAUUUUGAGAAGUACAUUAAAAGUAAUGUAAUUUUCUAUGCCAACCAUGACUACAUUUUGGAGAAGAAUACAUGGAAAAACUUUCACAAAAGAAAAAUAAUAAAACUGUAUCAAAGAACAGAGCCAGAAACAAAGACAGAAACCCCGAAGCAACACUGA
This is a messenger RNA of Neolamprologus brichardi, 1836 nucleotides long. Lineage: Eukaryota; Metazoa; Chordata; Actinopteri; Cichliformes; Cichlidae. The record is from RefSeq and is a predicted model, not a curated record.